Molecule: messenger RNA, 9722 nt
Organism: Gorilla gorilla gorilla (western lowland gorilla)
Lineage: Eukaryota; Metazoa; Chordata; Mammalia; Primates; Hominidae
Gene: CHST6
Product: carbohydrate sulfotransferase 6
Exons: 6
Coding region: 1940-3127 (395 amino acids)
Biological process (GO): N-acetylglucosamine metabolic process; keratan sulfate proteoglycan biosynthetic process; carbohydrate metabolic process
Cellular component (GO): Golgi membrane
Molecular function (GO): N-acetylglucosamine 6-O-sulfotransferase activity
Source: RefSeq, a predicted model, not a curated record
CGCACCCGGCCUGAGACUGUUCGUAUUCUACUCAUGAAGACUUCGUAAAUAUUGGGGUCCAGACCUAGAUACUACAACGUUACAAAUCUGUUCUGAUCACUGCUUUGCCAGAUCCCUGGUAAAUCCACAGCUCUGGCCGGGUGGGCCGCAUGCAAUUCCCUUCUUUCUUACAGGGGGCGCUGCAGAGAAGGGCAGAGCAGAGCGCGCAGUUCGCGGGCAGGGGCCGCUUCUCCAGGAUAGCGCGCGUCCGUGGGGGUGGGUCUGUGCGAGCCCUGCGCAACAACAGGGGCGGGAACAACUCUGGCUCUGCCCCCGCCGGCUGGAGCGCCUUCUCAUUGGAGGAGGGAACGGUCACUUGGCAGCGCCGUUGGGAUUGGAGGAAGAGGGUCUCGGGUGGAGUGACGCUGAGGCGGCGAGGAUGCUGGUGGCUGACCGCUGCUGCCCUUCGGUAGCUGGUCCCUCAAGUCAGUGGUGAAUGGCGACCGGAUGGAGCGCUAGGGAAGCGACGGCAGCGGCGGGUGGGCCGGGUUAUGGGCGCCCCGAGUCCGGGCGGCGUCCCCGGUGUGCCGCUGACCUGCUGAGUGGGCGCUGUCCUCCCGGACGGGGGUCCCUCUGCUCUCCCGGACCCCUUUACCCGUCACUUCCUCGCCGGUCCCUGAGGCAGGUCCCCGGAGCCCCGCUGGGCGUGAGGUGCAGGGAGCGGCCGCAGGUGGACCCGGGGCUGGAGGGCGCUCGGCCGCCACCCUAGCGGGUCUUGGCCUUGAGCUUCCGAGCGCCUCAGGUUCAGAGCUGCACCCCACGAGCCCGGGAGGCGGUGGUCCGCGCCCUGCCUGGGUUGCCCCACGGCGCCCGGCCUCCUUCGAGGGGCCUCGGAGCGGCCCGGCCCGGCCCGGCUGAGGAGUCAGAGCUCGCGCUCCCCUUGCCCGGGAGCUGCAGCCCGGCUCCUACGUGCGGGCGCCCGUUCGCUGAUCGCGGGCACCUCGGGCCAAAUCCACCCCCUCCGAGACCCGCUUCGCUUUCUAGGAAUCUCUUUCCCAGACCUGGUGCCACCUGUUGCCGCGUCUUCUACUCGCCCUUCCAGAUCUUUGGCACAGCUUCCUUUGAACUCUUCCUCCCCGCUGCGGCUUGAGCUGGGCCUGCUAGGAGGGUUGCUCAGAAUUCUAAUGCCAGAAAGAACGCUCCGCGCCUGGAAAGCUGGAGGGAGGAGAGAGGACUUCACCUGGGAAGGAGGAGAAAGGCGUUGAGGGGCGGCACAGUUAUUUGUGUGGUCCUUGAAAGGCAAGAAGACUGGGGCCCGUGGCCCUGAAAGGGGAGGUGGGGCUCCCAGCAGAGGGGACUGAGGUCUUCAUAAACAAUGAGGGACCAGAGCAGAGGGAAGGAGGACGAGAUUCCAGACUCUAGUUCCAAACAAGGCACCUGUGAUUUCUCAUCCCCUGGGCAGCGACUGCCAGGCGCCGUUCAGCGGACACCUGGGACUUGCAGUGUUAUGUGCCCAGGGAUUUUCCCGGACGGGAUUGCGAAGUAGCGGUGGAGGAGAUAAUGCCUGUUGUGUACAGCAGGACGACUAGAGAAGAAGACAGGAACCAGGAUGGGAAGACGGACAUGUUACAUUUUAAGCUGGAGCUUCCCCUGCAGUCCAGGGAGCACGUUCUCGGUGUGCAGCUCAUCCUGACUUUCUCCUAUCGAUUACACUUCUCUAGGGUGUAUACCCAGGAGUGGAUCUGCUGUAUCAUAUGGUCACUCUAUUCAACCUUUCGAGAAACCACCAAAUUGUUUCUUCAGGAAAUGCACCAUCUGACAUCCCCACUUUAUGAGGAUCCCCACGUCUCUGUCAUCUCACCAACACUUGUGCUGAGGAACCUCUAAUCAUCUCCCAUGGAUUUGUGAUCAGCGUUGCAGCUCUCCCAGCAGCCCUGGACAGUGGCCCCCAGCAGUCAGCAUGUGGCUGCCGCGCGUCUCCAGCACAGCAGUGACCGCGCUCCUCCUGGCGCAGACCUUCCUCCUCCUCUUUCUGGUUUCCCGGCCAGGGCCCUCGUCCCCAGCAGGCGGCGAGGAGCGGGUGCAUGUGCUGGUGCUGUCCUCGUGGCGCUCGGGCUCGUCCUUCGUGGGCCAACUCUUCAACCAGCACCCGGACGUCUUCUACCUAAUGGAGCCCGCGUGGCACGUGUGGACCACCCUGUCGCAGGGCAGCGCCGCAACGCUGCACAUGGCUGUGCGCGACCUGGUGCGCUCCGUCUUCCUGUGCGACAUGGACGUGUUUGAUGCCUAUCUGCCUUGGCGCCGCAACCUGUCCGACCUCUUCCAGUGGGCCGUGAGCCGUGCACUGUGCUCGCCACCCGCCUGCAGUGCCUUUCCCCGAGGCGCCAUCAGCAGCGAGGCCGUGUGCAAGCCACUGUGCGCGCGGCAGUCCUUCAGCCUGGCCCGGGAGGCCUGCCGCUCCUACAGCCACGUGGUGCUCAAGGAGGUGCGCUUCUUCAACCUGCAGGUGCUCUACCCGCUGCUCAGCGACCCCGCGCUCAACCUACGCAUCGUGCACCUGGUGCGCGACCCGCGGGCCGUGCUGCGCUCCCGGGAGCAGACAGCCAAGGCUCUGGCGCGUGACAACGGCAUCGUGCUGGGCACCAACGGCACGUGGGUGGAGGCCGACCCCGGCCUGCGCGUGGUGCGCGAGGUGUGCCGUAGCCACGUACGCAUCGCCGAGGCCGCCACACUCAAGCCGCCACCCUUUCUGCGCGGCCGCUACCGCCUGGUGCGCUUUGAGGACCUGGCGCGGGAGCCGCUGGCAGAAAUCCGUGCGCUCUACGCCUUCACUGGGCUGAGUCUCACGCCACAGCUCGAGGCCUGGAUCCAUAACAUCACCCACGGAUCUGGACCUGGUGCGCGCCGCGAAGCCUUCAAGACUUCGUCCAGGAAUGCGCUCAACGUCUCCCAGGCCUGGCGCCAUGCGCUGCCCUUUGCCAAGAUCCGCCGCGUGCAGGAACUGUGCGCUGGUGCCCUGCAGCUGCUGGGCUACCGGCCUGUAUACUCUGAGGAUGAGCAGCGCAACCUCGCCCUUGAUCUGGUGCUGCCACGAGGCCUGAACGGCUUCACUUGGGCAUCAUCCACCGCCUCGCACCCCCGAAAUUAGUGGAGGCCACAGUUGUAGCAGGCGCUAGGCCCGGGAGGAGAGUGCAUGGUGCAGAGGGGGCUGGGGCGCACGGAGAAGCAGGUCCCUAUAUUGACCAAGGAGUUUGUGGUACGACCCCCCCCCCCCCCCCAACCAAGUAGGCAAGGACUGCACGUUUGUUUCUCUCUUGAUUCUUGGUUUGCCUAUGAGUCCUCUGGAGCUGCCUUCUCAUCAGGUGCACUCUUCAUGGAAAGCAACUCUUGCCCCUGCCUCCUCUGGGCACAGGGUGUGCGUUCAGAUGACUUGUCUCCUACUCAAGGGCUUUCCUCCCCUUUAACUCUCUCCUUCUGGUGACACAUCCUGCAGCAGCUGAGGGGGUGCCCUGGCACUGGCUGGGAGUGGAGAGGCACUGUGGUGAAAUGGCUCCAGAGGUCUGUACAUCACAUACAUAUGCACACAGGCACACAUGGCAAAACUCGGAAGUGAAAGGACUUGUCUGAAAUCACAUGGUGAGAAGGAGGAUGAAGGGAGGAGAGAGCUUUUGCUCUGGGUCUCCAGUGGGUAGGAGAGGACCUGCCUUCUGGGUGAGAAGGGUCAGAUUUUCCUAUUUUAAUUGCUUUAGGGAAGAGCAAGCAGAGUCAUGACCAGGGACACAGCUGAGAGAUAGAGGAGGCUGUGAAUGCUGAGACCAGAGCUUAUCAUCCUGGACAAGCCUGGAAGGAGGCAAUAAGUGGGAAAGGUAGGAGGAGAGAAGGCUGGGGAGGGCUGGGCAGCAAGCCAGGCACAGUGAGUGGCAGAGCAAGAGGGGGAAAGCAGGAUCAGUGCCUGGAAGGCAGGUGUGCCCGUCAGGGGGGAGUGGAACUCAUCAGGCUUGCCAAGAGGUUGGAAGGGAAAUGGCUCUGGGCUGGAACUGUCUUCCCUUGGUCCUUCUGGUCCAGGCCUUGGAGGACAGCAGAGGAUGAUCCCUGCCUGUGAGCCACACCUCCUAGCUCUGGGGGCAACGGGGCUUAGUAAAGGAAUACUGGUUGUGUAGAGGGUUUAGUCCCGAGCUCAGGAAAUGAGAGCCUAUAAGUGCCCAGUACAUGUUUAAAAGAAGAGCUCAUGGAACCUCUGGAAAGGACAGGGAAGUUGAGUUAGCCACAUAAAUGAACCCAAGUCACAUUGGAACACAGAGCUGGUCUGGGAACUGUGUUGGCUGCCAACAGAACUUCUGACCCUGUUACCUGUGAAAUGAGGCAGUUUCCCUCACGUUGCCAUCAGCUACCAGGAGGGAUGCUGGUGAUCACUAGCUUCUGAUCCUCAUCCUGGGUGUGGCCACAGAUUGGGGGAACCUGGAUUGUGGAGUCACAUCCUCCCUGCAAAGCAAGCAGGGCAAGGGAGAUCUGGCAUUUUCUGCUUUACGUGGAGGGAGAACAGGCACAUUAGCCUUGAAGCUGAAGCUCAUUUUAGGUUCCUUCCAGGUUUAGAAGCUUCAACCAAAUGAAACUUGAAUCUGUCCCUCAUGACAAUAAUAGGAGGAAGGUAUUUAAAACCCCAGAUUUAUGAAUGUGUACUACGUGGCUUAGAGAAUGUCUUUGUUCUUGUUCAGGUGGUUAUAACAAAAUACCUUAAGAGCGGGUAACUUGGCUGGAUGCGGUGGCUCAUGCCUGUAAUCCCAGCACUGUGGGAGGCCGAGGGGGAUGAAUCACCUGAGGUCAGGCAUUCAAGAACAGCCUGGCCAACAUGGCGAAGCCCCUCCUCUACUAAAAAUACAAAAUUAGCGAGGCAUGGUCGCACAUACCUGUAAUCCCAGCUCCUCGGGAAGUUGAGGCAGGAGAAUCGCUUGAACCCAGGAGGCGGAGGUUGCAGUGAGCCAAGAUCAUGCCAUUGCACUCCAGCCUGGGUGACAGAGCAAGACUCCAUCUCAAAAAAAAAAAGACUGGGUAACUUAUAAACAAAUGUUUUUCUCAAGAGUCUGGAGACUGGGAAGUCCAAGAUCAAGCCACCAGUGUUGUCUGAUGAGGGCCCACUUUUUCACAGACAGUGCCUUCUAGCUGUGUCCUCUUAUGGUAGAAGAUGGGAGACAGCUCUCCAGGGCCAUUUUUUUUUUUUUUUUUUUUUUUUGAGAUGGAGUCUGGCUCUGUCACCCAGGCUGGAGUGCAGUGGCACAAUCUCGGCUCACUGCAACCUCCGCCUCUCUCUGCCUCCUGAGUUCAAGCAAUUCUCCUGCCUCAGCCUCCUGAGGAGCUGGGACUACAGGGAUGCACCACCAUGCCCAGCUAAUUUUUGUAUUUUUGUAGACACUGGGUUUCACCAUAUUGGCCAGGUUGGUCUCAAAUUCCUGACCUCAAGUGAUCUGCCCACCUCAGCCUCCCAAAGUGCUGAGAUUACAGGCAUGAGCCACUGUACCCAGUCUCCAGGGCCUUUUAAAGAAUGUCACUAAUCCCAUUCUUGAGGUCUCCACCCUCAUUAUCUAAUCACCUCCCAAAGGCUCCACAUCCCAACACCAUCAUAUUGUGGGUUAAGAUUUCAACCACAAGCCAGGCGUGGUGGCUCAUGCCUGUAAUCCCAGCAUUUUGGAAGGCUGAGGCAGGUGGAUCACUUGAGGUCAGGAGUUUGAGACCAGCCUGGCCAACAUGGUGAAACCCCAUCUCUACUAAAAAUAAAAAAAAUUAGCCGGGUGUGGUGGUGCACACCUGUAAUUCCAGCUACUCAGGAGGCUGAGGCAGGAGAAUCCCUUGAAUCCAGGAGGUGGAGAGUGCAGUGAGCCGAGAUAAUGCCACUGCACUCCAGCCUGGACGACAGAGCAAGACUCCAUCUCAUGCCCAGCCAGCAUGCCCAACAAGCUUCACUUGCCCCUGUUUAGGUCACAAAUUUUAUUGAUGGCUGCAAUUAAUGGCUUCUUUGUAUCCAAGUCCUUUGCUGUAUGACCCAUCCAUUCUCCCCUGACUCCCAAGGUGUCAGGACAUGUUUGACUGGCUCCCGAAUUUGCUCUCUGCGCAUGGGCAGUACAGUCAAGCCUCACAGUGAACCCAGGUCAGCUUUCAGGACAAAGAAAGUGGCCUGGCUGACUAGGCACAGUAAAGCCAGGGCUGGGUAGGUAUAUACUUGUGCUGAUCACGUAUGUCUUAUAUCUCUGUGAGAGUGCAGUCCCAACAGGAAGGUUUAAUCACUGGGGACUGCCCAAUGCUGUGACAGGGCACAGAGCUCUGGGUUGCUGUGGGGGUGACUGCAUUGACCACUGUUAGUGGUUUGCUGUGUUGACACUCUGUGCUAUGUGACCAUGGCUCCUGCCAUCAAGAAGUAGAGUCUGUUUCUCCACCUCUGAAUCCAGGCUGGUCCUGUGACUUGUUUUGUCCUGUAGACGAGUGUAGUGCAACUUCCUGUGAGCCAGUUUGAAGCAUAGGCCUUGGAAGCAAAACUUUACCUCCACCUGUCUUAGGUUUUCAGCUGGGGCUCUGCUAUGAUUUGAUUGUGUCCCCCAAAGUUGGAACCUUGAUCCCCAGUGUUGUGAGGUGGGGCUUGAUGAAAAGUAAAUUAGGCCAUGCGGGUUAUGCCCUUGUGAAUGGGUAGAUAACAUUAUUUCUGGGCCCAGGCAUGGUAGCUCAUGUCUGUAAUCCCAGCAUUUUGGGAGGUUGAGGUGUGCGGAUUACUUGAGGUCAGGAGUUUGAGACCAGCCUGGCCAACAAGGUAAAACACCAUUUCUAGUCAAAAUACAAAAAUUAGCCAGGUGUGGUGGCACAUGCCUGUAAUGCCAGCUACUUGGGAGGCUGAGACAGGAGAAUCGCUUGAACCCAGGAGGCAGAGAUUGCAGUGAGCUGAGAUUGCACCACUGUACUCCAGUCUGGGCAAUAAAGCGAGACUCUGUCUUAAAAAAAACACCAUUAUUUCAGGAGUGAGUUGGUUAUCCUGAGAGUGGUGCCUUUUAAAUGAAGGAGUUCAUUCUUUGUCUUUCUCUCGCCCUCACUUUGCCCUUCUGCCAUAUGAUGCCUUCCAUCAUGCUAGGACGCAGCAAGAAGGCUCUCACUAGAUGCUGGCUCCUUGAUCUUGGGCUUCCCAGCCUCCAGAACUGUAAGCCAAUACACUUCUAUUUAUUAUAUAUGACCCUUGCUGGGUUCAGUGGCUCAUGCCUGUAAUCCCAAUACUUUGCAAGGCUGAGGCAGGAGGAUCACUUGAGACCAGGCACUCAAGACCAGCCUGGGCAACAUAGUGAGACCCCAUCUCUACAAAGUUAAAAAAAAUUAGCAGGGCAUGGUGUCGUGCACCUGUAGUCCUAGCUACUUGGGAGGCUGAGUUGGGAGGACUGCUUGACCCCAGGAGGUUGAGGCUACAUUGAACCAUGAUCAUGCCAGUGCACUCCAGCCUGAGUGACAGAGCAAGACACCUAUCUCUAAAUAAAUGACCCCAUCUGUGGUAUUGUUAUAGCAAAACAAAACAGAUUAACAGAGACUUUUUAAUGAAAAGACAGAUUCACAAAGAAAAACAACGUUUUUGUUUCUGUUUUUUUGAGGCAGAGUCUUGCUCUUGUCCCCCAGGCUGGAGUGCAGUGGCGCCAUCUUGGCUCACUGCAACCUCCGCCUCCCAGUUUCAAGCGAUUCUCCUGCCUCAGCCUCCCGAGUAGCUGAGAUUACAGGUGUACACCACCACGCCCGGCUAAUUUUUUUUGUAUUUUUAGUAGAGAUGGGGUUUCACCAUGUCGAUCAGGCUGGGCUGGAACCCCUGACCUCAGGUGAUCCACCUGCCUUGGCCUCCCAAAGUGCUAGGAUUACAGGCAUGAGCCACUGUACCCGGCGAAAAACAGUUUGUUAACACAGGCAGCCAACAUCACUCAGGAUAAGCCUCAAUGAAAAGUAACAAAGUGAUAGCUUGGAACACUGUCUUACACAGCAUUUUUAAAAAAGACAAUAAAUUUGUAGAGAUAGGAUGACCAAGGACAACAGUUUUAGGCUUCCAAAGGUGGUAAACUAUGGGAUGGUAAAUAUCCGAGAGGAAGCUGAUGCAACAGGAUUUGUCUGCAGCAGCCUCUGGUACAACCUCUGAGUUAAGGGUUGUCUCCAGUGAUGGAGAGUUUAUAUCGUGCCUUUAGGCAGAAAAGGGGAGGGAAACCUGACCUUUUCCUGCACUUUCUGCUUCUUAAUUGCCUUCAGCUGAAAAUCAUUUUUAUGUGAAAAAGGCAUAGUCUGAGGUGACGCCUCUGCUUUCCUCCACCUGAAGAGAACCUGCAUGCUGCUCCUUUGCUUCGGACCUCUGCCUCUGCCCGGGAGAAAGCCCAGGCCAGCCUGCUGGACAAGCAGAGACCAUGAGAAGGAGAGUUCAGGGGUCCCAAUCCAGGCCAUCCUAGACCAGCCAGCUCCAGCUGAUCAGCACGCAGCCACUUCGGCUACCUUCUACUGGCCAAAGGGAGUCCCAGGGCUCACCCAGAUUCAGAGGUGGGGAAACUGAGUCCACCACUUGAGAAGAGUAGCUAUAAAGACAUAUGAGCGAGACCAGCUGGGCACAGCACUGCGGCCAAGUCGAAGACUUUAGGAGCAAUAAAAGUGCUUAUUGUGUUUCAGUCAUUUGAGUGUUGUGGUGGUUUGUUACGUAGCAUUGCCUAACCGAUACACUUGAGAACGGAGGGCUCCUGGCACCUGCAGCUUCCAAUUUCCACCAGGAUCCAGGCUCCCUCCCUGCUGGUAGGGCUGUAAUUAGUGUCUCCCCUUACCUGUAGGCCCUGUGAUGCAGCUAGAAGUGUCUAGGCCCAGCAGUCACCCACAAUUAGGGGCAGGCACGCUUGCUGCCUCUGCUCUGGCUGUGGGAGCUCAGAAGGGGCAAUCAAAGCACUAGAUGGGCUGACGGGUGCGUAGAAACAGUGUCGCCUGGAAUAGGUCAGAGAACCCACCUAUCAAGAGGCUGUUGGGGAAUCAAUGGUGGGCCUUAUUUUUGUUAUUUGGCAUCAAGAAGAUAUAUUAUCCACAUCAACACUGUAUCAACUCCUCAUGGCCACCACAGACCCUGUGUCCCCUAGCUUUGUCUUUGAUGUGCCUUUGUCACCCACUCCUACAGACCGCGACCCCCCCACCGCCACAACUGCCCCAUCACCUCUACAGGGUUAAAUCAAUGGUUUUAAUUUUUGCCUACCUGAUGGGUGAAAAAUGUUACUUGAUGUUUCAGUCUGCACUUCUUUAAUUCCUGGGGCAGCUGAACAUCUUUUCAUGCUUAGGAAUCAACUGUAUUCCUUUUUCAUUGUUCAAGGCUGUGCCCAUGUUGCUGUUGACUUACCGCAGCCUCUUUUGAGUAUGCUUUGUUAUUUUUGUUGUGCAAAUGGUUUCUCCUAGCUUGUCAUCUGUUUUUUGUUGUUGUUGUUUUGUUAACUUACUUUAUGGCAUUUUCCCCUCAGGCUUCUUAAAAAAAAGAAGCUUCAUUGAGCUAUAAUUGAUAUACAACAUCUGCACAUAAAGUGUAAAGUUUGAUUAAACAUUUGUAUAUACCUGUGAAAUCAAAUCACCACCUCAUCACAAUCAAAUUUCAAAAAGUUUCACCUAGUUUAUCAUAUUGUUGAAUGUGAAUCCUUUCCUUAUGGUCAGUGGAUUUUGUGUCUUGUUGAAACGACUUUGUCCUCCUACAGUGAUAAAAAUGGUCUUCACGCUUGCUUCCA